Molecule: messenger RNA, 735 nt
Organism: Paramuricea clavata
Lineage: Eukaryota; Metazoa; Cnidaria; Anthozoa; Malacalcyonacea; Plexauridae
Source: the annotation of a GenBank genome assembly
AUGAGUUCAAAAGAGUUUGAUGUCGGAGGAUUUCGACCGUUUGAUGUGAACAGUGAUCCGAACAGUGUUGGGUCUGAAUGGGAACGAUGGCUUCGCAGUUUUCAGUUAUAUGCUGACGGUAAAGGACUUAUUAUUGAGGCUGUAAAAGAUGACAAUAAGGUACAGCGACGAGCAUUUCUAUUUCAUUGUGCUGGAUCGGAUGUCCAGGAUAUUUUCGAUGUUUUGCCUGAGACGGGGAACGCAAAAGAAUACGAGAAGGCCGAAGAAGCUUUAACCAGACAUUUUGUCACCCAAGUCAACGUUCCGUAUGAGCGACACAUGUUCAGAGAAAUGGCACAGAAUGAAAACGAAACGAUUGAUCAGUUUCCUAUACGCUUGCGACGUAAAACUCAGCAGUGUGAUUAUGGAGAUCAACUGGAGUCUCAGAUCAGGGAUCAAAUUAUUUCCAGGUGUCGGUCGAGUGAUCUGCGCAGGAAGUUUCUGGAGAAGGGUCAGACGCUUAACCUUCAACAAUUACAAGAAAUAGCAAGAACGUCUGAAGCUGUGAAAAGACAAGCAAAGAGUAUGAGUGUUCAUAAUGAUGGAGUGAACCGAGUUUCUGAAAGGCCUGGUCAACAAGACAGACGUGAAAGUAAAGGUGAGAAAGGUGGAAAAGUUAAGAAGAGUGGUGAAUGUUUUCGAUGCGGAAAACCAGGACAUUUUGCCAGAGAUCCCAGAUGCCCUGCGAAAGGAUAG